Messenger RNA from Alnus glutinosa, 1077 nucleotides. RefSeq lists its product as uncharacterized. The record is from RefSeq and is a predicted model, not a curated record. Lineage: Eukaryota; Viridiplantae; Streptophyta; Magnoliopsida; Fagales; Betulaceae. The transcript has a single exon. The coding region runs from base 1 to 1077 and encodes 358 amino acids.
AUGGGUUUUAUACGAGGGGAGAAAUGUGGUCUUAUUAUUGCUGAUGAGACGAUCCAGGAUCUCCAAACAAAGGGAUCCAGGUGUCUGGUGGGAAGUUUGGGAGUACCAAAGAAACUUAAUAAGGAGGCUUUCAAAGCUGUCCUUGUUCGUAUUUGGAGAUUGGGUAGAAACCUUUUCCUGAAAGAAAUUCAGGAGAAUCUGUGGCUUUUUGAGUUUUCUGAAGAGGGGGACAAAGUUAAAGUGAUGGAUGGGCGUCCUUGGUCCUAUGACCGUACUAUACUAAUCCUUAACGACUUCGACGGACAGACCUCUCCUUCGAAAAUGGAUUUUUCGAUCUCCCCAAUAUGGAUCCAGAUCCAUGACAUGCCGCUUGGAUGUAUGAAUCGGGCAGUUGGGUUUCAAAUCGGGAGUUCGCUGGGAUCGGUGGAGGACAUGGCUGUGGCAAAAGACGAUGUGGGAUGGGGACGCUACCUCCGUGUAAGGGUGGCGAUUAACCUCCACCAACCUCUCGAACGUGGGAGGUCGUUGAUUAUCUUAGGGAAAUCGAAGUGGGUUUCUUUCAAAUACGAAAAACUUUCGGUUUUCUGCUUCCAGUGUGAUCGGAUUAUUCAUGGAUCGAAAGGGUGUCCAGAGGAGAACAGCCGGCAACCUAGCCAUGAUGGGGGGCUAGAUGGGUGGGGUUCCUGGUUGAGAGCUGAUGAUCAAUCCAGAAGACAGGGGCUCCCUAAGGGCCAGCGAACCAACCGCCCCCCCUCACCGGUGAGGCCGGUCCCCGGCCAGAGUGGGGUCCCAUCAGGGAGUUUGCCGGAUAAGGCAAAACAGAUGGACGCAGAAGUCGAGGAGAGAAAUCCUGUGAAUCCCUCCCUCCCUGAAAACAACGGCCCUCCUAAAUCGAAACGUCAAAAUCUCAUUAUUGAUAAGUCUGAGGUGGCACUAGAGCAGAGCUCGCUUUUUCCUGCACAGCCGAAGAGGGAGCUUCAGGAGCAGAUCUCGAAUCCCGGGUUUCUCACUCCUAGCCAUGAUAGGGGGGCUCUGAUUUCGUCUGGAGCCCUGAAGAGUACAAAAGGAAAGAAAUGA